AUGUUCCGAGCGGCCGCGGUCGGUCCUUUUGACGAUGCCGUCGCCAAGGCGACAGACGAGAACCUCACCUCCGAGGACUGGGGCGCCAUCAUGGAGGUCUGCGAUAAGGCUACCGGCGACCCAACCGGCCCCAAGGAAGCUGUCCAGAGCAUGAUCAAGCGUCUCGCGCAUCGUAAUGCGAACGUCCAACUAUACACACUCGAGCUUGCGCACGCUCUCUGCCAGAACUGUGGAAAGCCCAUGCACCGCGAAGUCUCCAGUCGCGCCUUUACCGACGCCCUCCUCAAGCUCGCCAACGACCGAAACACACAUCAACAAGUCAAGGGUAAGAUUUUGGAAAAAAUGAAGGACUGGAGCGACAUGUUUAGCAAGGAUGCCGAGCUUGGCAUCAUGUACGACGCCUACUACCGACUCAAGCAAACCAACCCCACGUUGCAAGCCCCCAGCGCACCGCAGAAGCAGGGCCUCACUGCCUCAGACAGGCAAAAGGAGGACGAUGAGCUGCAGAUGGCACUAAAGCUGAGCUUGCAGGAAGAAGACCGCAAGAAGGCUGCCGCAUCCUCCACCUCCGCACAACCCGGAUCCUCGACCGCCGACGACGCCGCACCAGCUCCGCCCGUCACCGCUGGUACCACGGCAGCCACCGUCAGCAGAGUGCGUGCCUUGUUCGACUUUGCGCCUUCUGAGCCUGGAGAGCUCGAGUUCAAAAAGGGCGAUGUGAUUGCCGUCCUCGAGAGCGUAUACAAGGAUUGGUGGCGGGGCUCCCUCAAGGGCAACACUGGCAUCUUUCCGCUCAACUACGUCGAGAAGCUCACGGACCCAACUCCCGAUGAGCUGCAGAGGGAGGCGCAAAUGGAAGCCGAGGUCUUUGCCGAAAUCAAGAACGUGGAGAAGCUCCUGACUCUGCUCAGUGCCUCUAACACAGGUCCUCGAGAGGAGGACAAUGAGGAGAUUUCAAAACUGUACCAUCAAACACUAGCGAUUCGUCCAAAGCUUAUCAAGUUGAUCGAAAAGUAUUCACAGAAAAAAGACGACUUUACACAGCUCAAUGAGAAGUUCAUCAAGGCACGCCGCGACUACGAAUCGCUUCUCGAGUCCUCCAUGGCGCACCCCCCGCAACACAACUACCAGCAAUAUGCCAUGCGUCCCGGUCAAGGCUACCCUCAGGUCGGAGGCUAUCCCAACCAGCCACCCCCGUCACAGGAGCCCAAUCAAUACUAUAGCUCCGCGCCCCAGGCUGGCCCAGACCACGGCUACCAGACCUCCUCUCCUCCUCCCAACUUCCCACCUGGCGGCGGCCAACCGGGCAACGCUCCAUUUUACGUAGGCGGAGCCGAGGUGCCGUCCCAGGUCGGGAACCAACCUCCCGCGGGCCACCAGCAGCAGUACCCCCCUCGCGACCCGACACCGCGCAUCCCCUCCUCCACGCAACCGCCCGUACCCAACAGUAGCACAUCACCGCCGCCUCAGGCUCAGGGAUACACACCCUACUCGCCACAGCCGCAGCAAAUGUACCACCCACCCGCUCAGCAGCAGCAGCAGCAGCCUCCUGCCCUGCAGCCCCUGCAACGGCCCCAGAGCACCUACGGCGCGCAAGAGCUCGCCACGUCUGUUUAUGACUCCCCCAUCGCGCCGCACAAUCCCAACAGCUUCUACUCUCCCCCAGACGACGCUGCCACCUCACCGCCCGCGCAGCAGCAGCAGCAGCAGCAGGCGUCUUCGCAACCGCACUACCAGGGCUACGCACCGCCUGAACAGGCCCCUCCCCCCGUUCCCACCGGCCAGCCGCCGCAAGUUCCCGGCGUCGGCAGCGGCGGCGCGCCUCAGUACAAGCCAUACGUCCCGCCUGGGGCGUCUGCCCCGGACGGCCCUAGCGCGCCGAACCCCAACGACUACUACCGCCAGCCCGGCGGCUACUAA
Messenger RNA from Cordyceps fumosorosea ARSEF 2679, 1920 nucleotides. RefSeq names its product SH3 domain protein. NCBI's taxonomy places the organism in Eukaryota, Fungi, Ascomycota, Sordariomycetes, Hypocreales, Cordycipitaceae. The transcript has 5 exons. Gene Ontology annotation, molecular function: phosphatidylinositol binding; ubiquitin binding. Gene Ontology annotation, biological process: protein transport to vacuole involved in ubiquitin-dependent protein catabolic process via the multivesicular body sorting pathway. Gene Ontology annotation, cellular component: ESCRT-0 complex. The coding region runs from base 1 to 1920 and encodes 639 amino acids. The record is from RefSeq and is a predicted model, not a curated record.